Molecule: messenger RNA, 1293 nt
Organism: Mucor velutinosus
Lineage: Eukaryota; Fungi; Mucoromycota; Mucoromycetes; Mucorales; Mucoraceae
Exons: 5
Coding region: 1-1293 (430 amino acids)
Source: RefSeq, a predicted model, not a curated record
AUGCCCGAACAUCCACUCACAACAGAGGACCCUGCCAUCAAGAAUCCAGAGCUCCUCCAAGGAUUCAAAGAGAUCAAUGACGUAGAUCCUCAAGAUAACCGAGUGCCACCCGCUAUCAUCAUAGACAAGGAGGAUCCCAACAAAAUCAGUGCGCAUCAUGGAGAAGAUUCAUGUCUCCAGGACGAAGAAUGUCAAAAUGUAAAGCAUGAGGGCGUGGAGAACGAGGACGACGAAGAUGAAGUGGAGGAGCAGCAGCAAAUCAUCAUUGACGACAGCCCUCCUUGUAAGACACCUCCCAAGAGCCUCACGCUCAACCACGCACCUGCUACCACUGAAACUACCACAACCACGGCAAAAGGCGCUCUGGACAUCUCCCCGAUGGUGAGCCCAACAUCUGUGCCAAAAGAGAUGGAGGAGGACUCAGAUACAGAUGACGAAUUGAUGCGAAUCACCGAAGCCAAUCGCUUUAUUCCUGCAAAUACAGAACCACCACAACCUGCUCAACAACAGCGGCCCCGUUCAAAAUCACUCAGAAGCCAAAGCGUCUCCACGCGUCGUCAGCUGCUAGUGUUUGCUGAUAAACCCACUGUUACAAAAAAACCCGAUCGUAUUGUAGUGUCAAACCAUUACGGUGCUGGACCCGAAGGCGCAUUAAGCAGCGAUUUAAAGCCAAACAGAAGAUGUAGAUCCUAUCUGGUCGCCUGUGAUUUUAGUGACGAGAGUUAUCAUGCCAUUGAAUGGACAAUGGGUACCAUGAUGCGUGAUGGAGACAAGCUGUACGUGGUUACAGCUGUGAAUCGAGAGGACAACCCGGAAGCUGUCAAGGAGGCCGGAUUGUCCCUAUCCAAAGAGCUGAAGAAGGCAUCGGAUACUGUAACAGAAGAGGCAAAAAAGACAUUGGGCCAGAUGCUGCUAUUUGAUGUAGAAUUGAUCACUUAUGCCAUCUGUGGAAGAGUAAAGGACAUUUUAUUUAGUCUGAUUGAGGAGCUGCCAUUAACCAUGGUUGUCUGUGGAAGUCGAGGUAGAGGCACUAUGAAAGGAUUACUGAUGGGCUCCAUCUCCACCUAUCUUGUGCAUAAAUCUCCUGUCCCUGUCACUGUUAUUCGACCUCAAAAGAAAAAGAAGGCCGCACACAAAAGACCGGUACAUGCUGUGCCUCUCAGCCAAAGUGUCCAAACAGGACAGCUGGCUGUGGAUGAAGUCAGCAAGGCAGCCACUGCCACCGGCACAGACAAAAAGACAUCUACUACUAGCAGCACAUCUACAGCCGCAACUGCCACUGACAAAAAAUAA